GAGGACGCUCAGAGCCCAGCUCUUGAGAGUUCAAGCAUCCGACGGUUCCCCACUGCUCCCAGGAGCGGUUACCCGGGCACUCUGUGCCCCUCAUUCCUGUUUGGGCCAAGGCCGAGGACCUGCGAGUAGGGCUCAGUUGCCUGGAGCCCCUUCAGCCCAUCCCCCAGUUCACUUUGCUUGUGGGAUCUCCCCGUUGCUCCUGCCUCUGGACUGAAUGGCAGGCCAUCCUACAAGCACCCAGACACUCGACAUCAGUGGUGUCAAGACAACUCUAAGAAGGUUUUCCGUGAUCCUGCAAGACCUGUGUUCCAUCCUGGUGAUUCUGCCUUCAAUUUCACUGCACAGGUACCACAGCAAGCCAGUGUUGUGUGCUCCGAGUUCCAGUGCAUCCUCCAACUCAGCCACUACACUGAGCACAAGGACUCUGUGGGGCCCAGGAGCAGGUAGUCACCCCUUUGGGGUCCACAACACCCGGCUGUCCCCAGACUUGUGUCCAGGGAAGAUAGUGUUGAGGGCCCUCAAGGAGAGCUGGGCAGGGAUGCCUGAGCAGGACAAGGACCCUAGAGUCCAAGAGAAUCCUGAUGAUCAGAGAAGGGUCCCCAAGGUCACCGGGGAUGCACGGUCUGCAUUUCGGCCCCUGCGGGACAAUGGAGUUCUCUCUCCCUUUGUGCCCAGGCCCAGGCCUCUGCAGACAUACCUCCAUGCCCAGAGGUCAGAAAUCAGAUAUAACCAGACAUCCCAGACCUCCUGGACGAGCUCGUGCACCAAAAGAAAUGCCAUCUCCAGCUCCUACAGCUCCAUGGGAGGCUUGCAGGGGCUAAAGCAGAGGAGGGGGCCACCCUCAUCCCACUGCCAGCUGACCCUCAGUUACUCAAAGACAGUGAGUGAGGACAGGCUUCAGGCUGUCUCUUCGGGUCACACAAAGUCUGAAAAAGGGGCAGAUACAGCACCAGGGCAGACACUCGCCCCAAGGGGUGGCUCCCACAGAUCCCAGGCCUCUAAGCCCCAUAGACGCAAGAUUCCCCUGCUGCCACGCAGGCGAGGGGAGCCUUUGAUGCCGCCACCUCCCUUAGAGCUGGGGUACAGGGUAACUGCUCAAGACCUGCACCUGGAAAAAGAGGCGGCAAUCCAGCAGAUCAACAGUGCAUUGCAGGUGGAGGACAAGGCCAUCUCAGACUGCAGACACUCACGGCCUUCCCACACUUUGUCCUCACUUGCAACAGGGGCGUCGGGUGUGUCUCCCAUUUCUAAAGCACCCACUAUGGAUGCACAGCAGGACACACCCAAGUCCCAAGACUGCCUGGGCCUAGUGGCCCCCCUAGCAUCUGCUGCAGAGGUCCCCUGUACAGCUCCCCUGUCUGGGAAGAAGCACAGACCACCAGGACCCCUGUUCUCCUCCUCAGAUCCCCUUCCUGCCACCUCUUCCCACUCCCGGGACUCAGCCCAGGUCACCUCGCUGAUUCCUGCCCCCUUCACAGCUGCAAGCAUGGAUGCCGGCAUGAGAAGAAUGUUUUGUGUUCGAAAUUGUUUGAGGGGUUUGGGUUUAGUUUUGUUGGUUUUUUUUUUUUUUUUUUUGCUUACAUGGGCAUCCUUCAGCUUUUAA
Messenger RNA from Gorilla gorilla gorilla (western lowland gorilla), 1603 nucleotides. RefSeq names its product putative POM121-like protein 1. The transcript has a single exon. Lineage: Eukaryota; Metazoa; Chordata; Mammalia; Primates; Hominidae. The record is from RefSeq and is a predicted model, not a curated record. Bases 215 to 1603 code for a protein of 462 amino acids.